GGACGCGGGACAGGAUCCCGGGAGGUGACACUUCCACAGGUGCUGCUCCGGGGACAGGGACACGCUCGGGGACAAUCCUGCUGGCACGCAGCGCCACCUGUGCCACCUGUGCCACCUGUGCCACCAUCUCCGCAGGCCCAGCCAUGUCACGCGCAUCCAGAGCCGCCCUCAGAAGGACACCCCGGGGACACCCUCUGGGGGUCAUGGCGGACAGCGGGGACACGGCCGAGGGCGUCACCGACCCCGACAUGGUGGCCUUGUUCGACGACUUCCUGGGGAAAGAGGUGACGGUGCCCUUCGGGGAGGUGACACCGGCGUCACAGCCCAAGCCCCAGCCGUACCACUACGUGCUGCGGGACACGGAGCAGCAGGGGCUGUGCCUGCGCCACGGACACCUGGUGGCCACCAGCCUGCAGGGGGCCAACGCCGCCCUGGAAGAGCCCAUCAGCGUUGUCCCCAACCGGCACCUGGAGCGCCGGCGCACUCCCCUCAUCGUGGGCAUCCGCGGUGGCACCCGCGCCCUGUCCUGUGGCACCGGCCCCGAGCCCCGGCUGAGCCUGGAGGACGUGGGGCUGCUGGACCUGUUCUCGGGGGACAAGGACAGGGCCCUGCCCUUCACCUUCUACAAGACCUUCGGGGGCUCCACGCACACCUUCGAGGCCGCCGCCUUCCCCGGGCUCUUCCUCAGCACGGCCCCGGAGGAGCCGCUGGGCCUGGCCCCGGGCGCCACGGCCUUCUACCUGCGCCGCAAGUGACACCUGGGGACAUCCCUGGGGCUGGGGACAUCCAUGGUGCCACCACCGCCUUCUGCAUCUGGGGACAUCCAUCACGGGGACAUCCAUGGUGCCACCACCG
Melospiza melodia melodia is the source of this 855-nucleotide messenger RNA. Its product is annotated as interleukin-36 receptor antagonist protein-like. Gene Ontology annotation, biological process: cytokine-mediated signaling pathway; cellular response to lipopolysaccharide; inflammatory response to antigenic stimulus. The transcript has 5 exons. Bases 144 to 755 code for a protein of 203 amino acids. NCBI's taxonomy places the organism in Eukaryota, Metazoa, Chordata, Aves, Passeriformes, Passerellidae. The record is from RefSeq and is a predicted model, not a curated record. Gene Ontology annotation, molecular function: cytokine activity.